Plasmodium inui San Antonio 1 is the source of this 2772-nucleotide messenger RNA. RefSeq lists its product as hypothetical. The record is from RefSeq and is a predicted model, not a curated record. NCBI's taxonomy places the organism in Eukaryota, Apicomplexa, Aconoidasida, Haemosporida, Plasmodiidae. Bases 1 to 2772 code for a protein of 923 amino acids. The transcript has a single exon.
AUGACCAACGUAGUUAGCGCGCUUCUGAAUGAAGAAAAGGAUGCGUGGCUAAAUUUGAAUGACAUCAGACAAAACGCGAAGAAGCACAACUGGAAAGAGAACCCUGGGAAGCAAAACAAUUAUAUUUUUUCGAAAGACAAUGUGAAGAUAUGCAUCAUAGGAUUGAAGGGGCUAGUGACCAUCGAUUUCCGGUUGCUAAGCGGAGUCAACUACAAACUGUGCAAGAGCAAUUUGAAGGAAGAGGAGAUAUAUGACUUAUUCUCAACGAAUAGUUUUUUUAAUUACACAAAUGAUGUACUACAGAAAACGGUUUUGUGCAACAGUUAUGAUUUAACUGUAAAGGAAAAAAUAGACCUUUUCAAUAAAAACGAUAAAUCAUUUUUGCAAGGGGUGAAAUGCAAGGACCUGUUUUCUCGCACCCGUGGAGGAUCCCAUAGUUUGGGCAGUGAAAAGGCAAAAAUGGGCACAACGAAAGUAAGAAGCAGCGCAACGAAUGGGGAGGGGCAGGUGGAUCAUAAUUCGAUAGACUUCCCUGAGGAGAAGAAAGUGCAAGUCAACCCGAUUGAAUCAACUCACAUAAAGCUUCAACCAGAGGAAGGCAAACAGUUACAAAAGGAAAAUGCACACAUUAGGAAUAGCCUUUACGAAAAUGCGUUCGAUGUUACCCCAUUAAGUAAGGCAGUUAAUAAGGCAGUUCUCUCCAAUGAGGCAGAUAAGGACAACAAAAGGGUCUUGAAAAUAUUUGGCCUUUUUAACAAACGUCCUCGUGACAAAGUCACCGAAAAUUCGAAAGGAUUUCCAAGCGAAGGAGGAGCAAAUUCACCAACUGGGAAAGAUUCACCAUGUGGAAAUGAUCAUAGUGGAGAGCACCCCAAAGUUCAGGGGAAAGAAGCGGGAGAAAUUUACCCAAAGGGGAGUGACAACCGAAAGGGGGAAAAAAACUGCAUCGAUUAUGGUGUAAAGAAAGGACGCGUAAAGGAAGAAAAAAGUUCACCUCAUCAUAUACUGUGUGACCAUACGAGAAAAAUUGAAGAGGAGGGAAAGUUAAACGUAGGUAAUUCCAAAGUGAGCACAGAACUCGAUGCUAAUAACCACGGGGCGAAUAAGACCAAGGAAAAAAAACAAAAUCUCAAUGAUAACCGUGUUAGUUACGAACAGGAGUUAACACUCUCCCUAGGGAUAGAAAACAACGUCGUUACCCCGAAUAACGAUACAUUUGGCAAAUUUAAUUCAGGAGAAAAGUCUUCCCUAUGUUAUGGUAGCACUAAGGGGAAUAGCAGAGAAUAUCUCGAAUGGUGCGACACGCUAAGUAGAAAGAGGGAAUGCUAUAUGUUAAAGUCCUUCACCAUGCAUUCUCUCAGCGAGGAAGACUUAGACAACGAAGAAUUGCAUCGAAUGAGCGCUAGCGACGAGGAAACGGCUAAUUGGUGGAGCGGGGAGGGGCACACAAAUGGGCCGGGAAAUGGUACCACAAGUGGACGACCUUUACACGCCGCCAAAACGCAUGAAACAGAUUUGGCGCCCAGUAAGAAGGAGGGGGACUGGUGUAUAACGGAACUAUCUCCCUCCCAUUCGGAUUGCCACCCCGCCGAUGAUGUGGUCGAUGGGGAGGAAUGCACAAAUGGGCACCUUCUCGAGAACGUCACUAAUGAAGGGGAGAAUCCCAUCGACUGCAACGCGGGCUACCAACCGAGCAAUCAUUGCACCCACAAAACGAACACGGUUAACAUAUACAUACAAAAUAACACGGUACAGUACUAUGGUCCGAAAUAUAGGCACAGCAGGAAGGCCAAGGCGAGGUUGGCGCGGGACGAACACGGCCUAAGUCACCUUAAAGGUUAUCGCAGUUGCGGGGAAAAAUGGAGCAACAAAUGGGGCAGAAAGUGGGACAGAAACGGGGGUAGCAAGUGUGGAAACAAGUGGGAUAACCACUGGGGCAAUUGGGAAAAUUGGGACUCCUGUCUGGACCAUCGCUGGAACAACUGCAACGCGAAAUACAAUCAUUAUAAUCAGCCUGUGAAAAAAAACCUCGUCAAUGGACACAGUUUCUCCCCCCGUAACUCCCAUCACUUGGCCGUGCGGAUAGCCGGAAAAAACAACUGUAUGGAUAAGAACAGCGCGUAUUACAGCCACAGUUGGACUAAGCGCUUCCCGAAAUAUUACACAGAAGAUCCGCGUAAGGUUUACAAUAAUGGUAGCGGCCAAAUGGUAGGCUUCCACGAAGAGGCAACCUAUAUCAAUGCAGAAGAACAUGAAAAAAAUGGCAAACCUGAUUAUCCAUUUUGGGGCGUACAAAAAAGCAAAGGUGCUCACCACUUUUAUGAUAAAAGUUCUUUUUAUAUAACGAAAAAUAGGAACAAUUAUGCACGUAGAAAAUACAAUGAAUGCAAACCAAGUGACGCGUUGCAGCCAUAUGAACCGCACAAAAAGGUAAAAGAACUUGAGAAGGAAAUAUACAAUAAGCUGACCUAUUUAAAGCACUUCAAACAUGAUGAUACCAAGUCGAUCCCCAGAUAUUACUGCACCUUCAGACAUUUGCUUGCCCCAUCCAGGACAAGAAAACGACCCCUGUGGCUACAAAAUAUGAUAGAUACGAAUAAAUGUGGAUACUGUGAUGAGCAGUUUUCCAGUUUGAAGAAUCUGGAAAAACAUUUCGUUCAUGUGAAAACACAUAGAAUAUAUUACUGCUGUGGGAAGCCCUUCUCUUCUUUGAAAUUUUUAUAUAUUCACCUCAGGCGGGAUAACCACUAUGGGUACGUUUACUAUUACUAA